AUAUAGCUGGCCUGCUCUGUUGAACUGACGUUGUGCAACACCGUCCACACUAUCGCACACACCGGAAAUCUUGUUUGCAAAACGUUUUAGGGGUUUCUGUACACCGUCGGGUCGCCGUGCGCUGGUGCUGCCUUAUUUCGUUAUAAUACAGCCGAGACAGGGAGAGAGAGUCGUUGGGCCUUAUUUAAGCAUCAAAGUUUUCGAGGCGCAACGCAGCUUUGUGUUUCGUUUGUUAUAACCGAAAAAGAGAAUCCCUCAAUUACUUCUGUGCAACUCGAGCGAAGAACAAAAGAAUACGCGAGCAAGCCACUCGACACUAACACCACCACCACCACCAACCACACACACACACAACCCAGAAAAUCAAAUUUCAAUCAGAAAAUGGCGUUAAAAAGAAUCAAUAAGGAACUGCAAGAUCUGGGCAGAGAUCCACCUGCACAAUGUUCAGCUGGUCCAGUUGGAGAUGAUUUAUUUCACUGGCAAGCUACAAUAAUGGGCCCGCCGGACAGCCCUUAUCAAGGAGGUGUAUUCUUCUUAACUAUACAUUUCCCAACAGACUAUCCCUUUAAACCACCCAAAGUGGCUUUUACAACGCGCAUAUACCAUCCAAACAUCAACAGCAACGGAUCGAUUUGUCUCGAUAUAUUAAGAUCUCAGUGGUCGCCAGCAUUAACUAUUUCAAAAGUCUUAUUAUCAAUUUGCUCUCUACUCUGUGAUCCUAAUCCAGACGAUCCGCUUGUUCCAGAGAUUGCCAGAAUAUAUAAAACUGAUCGGGAAAAAUACAAUGAGCUGGCACGAGAGUGGACUAGAAAGUAUGCUAUGUGAUGCGUUCCAGAUUGCAGCAGUCCAACAGAAUCAGCAAAAUCAACAUCAACAACAAUAGCAGCAGCAACAGCCACAGCAAAAGCAAAAGCAAACACAACAACAACAACAGCAACAUCAGUAAAAGCAACCGCAACAGCAAAAGCAACAAAGAUAACAACAUCAACGUCAGCAUCAGUCUACAAUAAUAGUCAGAAGUGGAGGAGCUGCAGCCGCAGAAUCAUCGUUAUUGACAAUGGCCGCCGUGCGGUGGUUGACAAUAACAACAACAACAACAUUGGCAUGAUUGGUGGCAGCAGCAGCAACUACAUUAGAAGUUGCAGUCAAUCCAACACCAAUCAUUGCAACACCAACAUUAACAUCGGUAGUAGCCAGGGCAGCGUUAAGAUCAGCAGCUGCCGCUGUCGCCGCCUUCGCUCGAUCGGGGGCCUUAGCAGCCAGUGGAGGAAGUGGAUCGAAGGGCAUGCCGCAACAGCAACAUCGGCAGCACCAGCAGAAGUAGCAGCAACAACAACAUCAACAACUGACAGAUUGGUGGCGGACUGCGGACGGGAAUAAUUGUGUGUUUGAUGACCGAACAGAAACAGAACAGCAUAAAUGGAAAUAAUUUAAUAAUAAUUACUGAAAAAUUAUGUAAGCAUUAAACAUUAAAAGCUAGACAGCUACCAACAACAGCAUCAACAUAAUAAGUUUAAAUACAAAGAAAAACAAAACUACAAAUAAAAAUCAGCUGGAAAAAUUA
This is a messenger RNA of Drosophila bipectinata, 1564 nucleotides long. It is a transcript of the gene eff, whose product is annotated as ubiquitin-conjugating enzyme E2 eff. Gene Ontology annotation, cellular component: nucleus. NCBI's taxonomy places the organism in Eukaryota, Metazoa, Arthropoda, Insecta, Diptera, Drosophilidae. The record is from RefSeq and is a predicted model, not a curated record. Gene Ontology annotation, molecular function: ubiquitin conjugating enzyme activity. Gene Ontology annotation, biological process: protein polyubiquitination.